ACACUAAAGUACUGUCUUUUGUUUGAAAAUUUCUAACUCCAACCAUGUUUAGAUUUGUUUCAGCUAAUGCCCGUCAGAGCUUAAGACCAGUGUUGUUACAGAAUCUCGGUAACAACUCCGGGAUCAUUGCUCCACCUCCAGUUCCCUUCACAACUCCUGCAAACGGCUAUUCAAAAUUCCAACGGUUUAACUCAUACGCCGCCAAUGUUAGUCAACCAAGUAAAGAGCAUAUCGAAGACUAUGUUUCAAAGUUGCAAGAAGAUCCUCUUGUUGGAAAAGCCAUUAGAGAUGAAGCUCAGAUUAAGUUGAACUAUUUCAAAGAACAGGUUGUUUUAUUUGAUCAAUACAAGAAAUUAUCUGAUGUGGAAGGCAGAAGAGCCUUCUCGGAGACUUUCCACAAUAUCUUGAAUUCUUUUGAAGAUAAUGAAUUGAGAUCUAUAUUCAGCACGCAUGACUUGAGGAGAUACGUUGCUGCCUUAAAUUUUUCAAUUUAUCAUAAUAGAACCAGCAGAUUGGCAAGUAAUAAAAAUGUGGAUAGAGAUCAGUAUUCCAGCAGUACGUCCAUCGAUGAAGUGCUUUUAAAGAAAGCCUUGUUAAGAUUCAACGAUGUUCUCAUGAAAGGAGAAUUGAAGAAUAUAUUGAACGCCGACAGUCUCGUGUUGUACUUCAAUGCCAUGAAUCAAUUUCAAUUUUACACUGAAUCUAUUGAUGCUUGGGAGCAAGGAGUCAAUGAUAACAAGAUUGGUGGGAUUUAUUUGUCCGAGAAAGUCUUGUCUGUGGUCUUACCCAUCGCUCAGAAGAUCGAGAGAUUUUCAUAUGAAGAAAUCUGUCGGAUUUACGAACUAAACACUGCUAAAGCCUCCGAUAUCCUGCCACAACUAAUCUGUUCAAUGGGUAAGAUUUCCAUUGCUGCUGGUGAUUAUAAAAAGGGAUUGGACUUUUUGGAGUCGUUGUUGAAAUAUUUCGAAGAAAGAAAACACAAUCCUUCAAACGCUAAUUAUUACUUGGGAGACCUUCAUUUAUCCUUCAUUGGAUCAUGUGAUGAUGUUGUGGUCGCUAAGCAUUUCUUUGACAAAGUCAUCAACUAUGAUUUACCUUAUAUGGUGAAGUUGAAGGUUCCUUACGUUCAAAAGUUGAUGGAAAACUGUCAUAAAAAUAAUGAAUCACUUGAUACCAUCUUGUAUUUCUGGAAAGCAACUGUUCAUCAUUACGCUACUGACAAACGUGCAGUGGAAAUCAAUUCUCGCUACUCCAACCUUAACAAUACAAUGUUCAAGAUAUUUUUUAAAUUUUACCCUGAAUUGACAACUGAAUCGUUCGGCAAGUUGAAAGAAAUCAUCAGUGACUUCAAUUCAAUCAAACCCGUGGAUGAAAUUUUCUUGAACACUUUAAUCACUAACUACGCCUGGAAGGAUAAAGUUGUGUUCAACCAAUUGAUAGACAAUUACACUGUAUUUGGUAUUAAUAGAACUCAAGUGUCUUAUAGAGUUUGCUUGAAGAAAAUUGGAGAAAUCAAAGGCUUCACCCAUGAAGAAAUCUCACAAAAGUGGAGCGAGUCUUUGGAAAGCCUUGAUGAAAAGAGGUUCAAAUACAUUCCAAAUGCCGAUUGGGCCUCAAUUAGAGAUGCUACCAUUUGGUCCAAAGAAGAGAGAGAUGAACGAAUCGAUCUUUACUGGCAAAUUGUUCAUCAGUACAAAAACUUCAUGCAAGACAAGUCUACAUGUAUUCGAUUUGUUAGAAACUGGAUGAAGAACGAGCAUGGAUACGAGGAUUUGAAGAACCAUGUUGUCAAUGGCAAAGACCUGGAAUUACAAACGCCAAAUUUCAAGAACUUGAAAAGAUCCGUUAAUUUCGAUCAGGUCUUUGCAGAUACUACUAACCGUAAGUAACCACCCUAACCCCCCCUUUGUAAAUAAAGUCCAAUGUCCAUUUGUAAAUAGAGACAAUUUUUUAAUGAACGUAACCAUGAAUU
This is a messenger RNA of Yamadazyma tenuis ATCC 10573, 1972 nucleotides long. Lineage: Eukaryota; Fungi; Ascomycota; Pichiomycetes; Serinales; Debaryomycetaceae. The record is from RefSeq and is a predicted model, not a curated record.